AUGUCUGACGACAAUACCCGCCGCCACUGGCACGGAAGCCCAGGCGACCGUUACCAGCACCUCAAUGUCUGGAUGAACGGCGGUGCCAAGAGUCCUAGCGGUCGUGCUGCGUGGGCGAUGCCAGAUACCAGAAGGGACUCCAACACCUCAACCUCCUCAAACGGAAAACAAACCGAAGGAACCUCAGGAGAGCGUCGCCGCAGCUCCGCAGGCUCUAACAACGGCCUCUUCUCGAACCUGCAAACGCAGAAGCGUGAAUCCUCAAGCCCGGAUAUGGCUACCCGCCGCGCAAGCUGGAAUGAACAGGCUGCUAAGGGGGGUAUGUUCUCGAAGUGGUGGGAUGGAUACACCCGGGGUAGUGCCAAUAAGUAG
Messenger RNA from Penicillium griseofulvum, 372 nucleotides. RefSeq lists its product as uncharacterized. NCBI's taxonomy places the organism in Eukaryota, Fungi, Ascomycota, Eurotiomycetes, Eurotiales, Aspergillaceae. The record is from RefSeq and is a predicted model, not a curated record. The coding region runs from base 1 to 372 and encodes 123 amino acids. The transcript has 2 exons.